Molecule: messenger RNA, 497 nt
Organism: Geodia barretti
Lineage: Eukaryota; Metazoa; Porifera; Demospongiae; Tetractinellida; Geodiidae
Source: the annotation of a GenBank genome assembly
CUGAAACUUAUAAACUGGCGAUAGCUAAACCAGUUAGAUAGCUACCUGUACAAAGCUGCUUAGCUAGUUGCGCGGUAAUGUUACCUGAAGACGCUGGGUCUGGAGAUGUUGGCGAUGAGAUUUCUUCCAGAGAUCUCAUCUGCUUGUUGCCGAACGUCAGCCGCAUGCACACGACGCCCCAGUACUGGGACACUCGUGCUCACGCAGUGGCCGCCUUCAUGUCUAUUUUCUUUGUCGUUGCUCUCGUCUGGAACUCUAUUAUUAUCUACUCUAUGUCAAUGACUUGCUUCUCACAGUCCUAGUAAUGCCCGUCUCGAUCAUCACUACAAUAGCCCAGGACUACCCUUUUGGCAGCAGUGACUAUGUUCGCUGUAAGGUCUGCCAACAUGGCGGGAUUUUCUCUGUUUUGUCUGUGAGUUCGUUACAUCACAUCGCGCUACUCUCGCUGGACAGGUUCUUGUUUAUAUACAUGCCCAUGAGCUACAGGACCCGGGUCA